Molecule: messenger RNA, 2207 nt
Organism: Caretta caretta (loggerhead turtle)
Lineage: Eukaryota; Metazoa; Chordata; Testudines; Cheloniidae
Gene: OTULINL
Product: OTU deubiquitinase with linear linkage specificity like
Source: RefSeq, a predicted model, not a curated record
AACAAAAUUCUGCUACUGCGGCUACAGCUACACUACAGCCAGGAUCGACGCUCUGAGAUCAAUCCACCGGCGGUCGACUUAGCGGGUCUAGUGAAGACCCACCAAAUCAACAGCAGAUCGCUCUCCAGUCGAUCCCUGUACUCUACCCCCAACAAGAAGAGUAAGAAAAGGGAGGUGGAAGAAAGGAAAGAAGAUGAUUGAUCGAAAAAAAGAGGCUUUUUGAUGUGAUUUAGUAGUUGGAAAGGAGGAGCAGCCAGUGCCAUAUGAUUCUGUGAACUUCUGACACAACCCCUUUGGGCCACCAAUGGACCACAAUUCGAAAAUCGCUGUCCUAUAAUCUCCAAGGAAUAUGGAAGAUACACAGGGAGGUAAUCAACGUGGCCUUUAUAAAUAGCUGAAUUACGCUUCAUUGUUUUUUUUCUUGUGGCUUAUGCAUGGAGAAGCAUACGCUGCCUGUGAAACUUUGAAAAGCUUAACGGAAGUGAAACAGGAAGUCUGAUCCUUUCACAGUUUGUUGAUCUGUAAAGACGAGCUGAGUCUGUAAAGACUGGUUUUCUACAACUGACAAAACAACUUGGGGGAAAAAAAUCUAGUUGGAAGGAGCCCCAAGAGAGGAGAUGCUGAGACGCCUGGACAGAGGAGAGAGCAAGAAUAGAGAGCAACUCACUGAACCCGUAAAAAGCAACAGAGUUAACCAAUCAUCAAAAAAAAGCAUUGCAGCACUUCCAGGAGUAACCUCCUUUCAUGUCAGGAAUGAAAUGCAAUCCUGGAUGACCACUAUCAACCAAUUCUUACAUAUUGUGUGGCAAAAAAUAGAGAGACAACUAAUAUUAGUCAUGUCUUUUCUCCUUGCUGCUCUCUGGUAUUGUAGAAGGCUCUAUGCAUACUUAGCACAGCUGUUGAAAUGGUGGAGCAGAUAUCUGCAGAGAAAAUUUAAAAAGAACCUCAGUGUACUGGCAGAAGUUGAUCUGCUUGGUUAUUGUGCAAGAGAAUGGAAAGGAGAAACCAAGCAGGCCAAGCAGAUGAAGGCGGCUUAUAAAGAACUAUUUUGGAGAUACCAUAUUAAAUAUAUACGACAAGUCAGAAGAGAUAACUACUGUGCAUUAAGAGCUGUGCUGUUUCAGGUAUUCAGCCAGGGCAUUUAUUUUCCAUCAUGGAUGAAGGAGAGAGACAUUUUAAAGCUCCCUGAAAAGCUUCUGUAUUCACAAGGCUGCAACUGGAUUCAGCAAUAUAGUUUUGGACCAGAAAGAUACACAGGCGCCAACGUAUUUGGAAAAUUACGUAAAUGUAUUGAAACAUUAAAGACACAGUGGACUGAAAUAAGUGGUGUUAAAGACCAUGACGAAAGAGGAAACAUGUGCAAUAUCCUUUUCUCUGAUGAAAGCAAGGAAUAUAAGCUGUAUGAGGCUAUAAAAUUCAUCAUGCUUUACCAAGUUGUGGAAGCCUAUGAACAGAUGAAGAAUGAGCAGAAACAUGUCCCCAUCCUUUUUAGCCUCCUUUUUGCUCGUGAUACGUCAUCUGACCCUUUGAGUUUCAUGAUGAAUCAUCUGAAUUCCAUAGGGGACACGGGUAGUCUGGAGCAGGUUGAAAUGUUUCUUCUUGGAUAUUUACUUGAAGUAAAGAUAAGAGUUUACAGAUUGUAUAAAUUUAACACUGAAGAGUUUCAAGUAAACUAUCCAGAGGAGUAUCACAGAGACUGGCAGGAAGUCUCUCUUCUGACUGAGGAUGACCAUCACUAUCACAUCCCCAUUAUUAGAAUAUAAGACUGAUUUCUAACCAUGAAGUACAAGAAGUGACCAUCUCCAGUAAAUUAUCACCUUUAAGCCAAGUCCUUUGCCGGCAACAGUAGGAUUUCAAGUAACAUAAAAUUAUGACUGCAGGACACACAGGUUUAUUAUGUUAACAUCUUGCUUGCUUGUACUGACCCAUAUCACCUGUGAUCUGCCUCAGAAAAACAAAAAAUACAUAAUUAUACAAUCAGGACAAACUGACACAUUAGGGUCCUCAAAUUAAAAAAAAUAGGGUAAAUCACCUGCGAGAAAACAUUUUCACUAGAUAGUUGAUAGUCACUUGUUGAGCUAAGUCCAAAAGAUGUGUUGUGUAUAAACUUACAAUGCCAAAUGAUACCUAUUGUUUGUUUAAGAAGGGUGCUUCAGCCACUGACUUGGGAGAGAAACAAAGGCAAUAAUAAAAAGAAAUAACUUGCA